This is a messenger RNA of Strongylocentrotus purpuratus (purple sea urchin), 3153 nucleotides long. Its product is annotated as cell death protein 3-like. NCBI's taxonomy places the organism in Eukaryota, Metazoa, Echinodermata, Echinoidea, Camarodonta, Strongylocentrotidae. The transcript has 8 exons. The record is from RefSeq and is a predicted model, not a curated record. Gene Ontology annotation, biological process: proteolysis. Gene Ontology annotation, molecular function: cysteine-type endopeptidase activity. The coding region runs from base 337 to 1761 and encodes 474 amino acids.
GACCGCUACAUCAGUAUAGCUUUCUAGAGCACUCGCGAUUAUCAAGACAGACAACAUCUCGAAAGAAGAAGAAAAAAAUCCAUCCGGUUAGAGGAGUUAUAAAGAAUAUUUUGACUCUUGACGGGCUUAUUUUCAGUGAAGAUAAACAUAGUACCCGGUCGAACAUAAUCACCGAAUGACGUAGACUGCUUUUAGGUCUAGGUAAUAACAUACAAAGCCUCAUCGAGAAUACACAUCUCGUAUCUUGUCUACACAGUGGGUAUCAGCAUAACAUUAGCAUCGCUUCUUAUUUAAACCUGGAAUCGUGCAUCCCAUAAGAGUUUGCUUAACGGAAGGAUGUCAUUUUUAAAGGGCCUCGUGAACAUCAUUAAUGUGGUCGACAAGGCGACAAACGACGAAUUCGAGGUAACGAGGGAGGGUCGAAGAUUCAAGAUACUGGUUCAUGGUCGCUUUCAUCACCCGUCCGAACCCUGGGUUUACGACGUCACCGCCACCGAUGUGAUCACGGGAACAUCGGAGAAAAUCAGGCACUUUGACAGGAAAGAAGACGGCGUGAACGAGGCCGCCAACGCCGUCCUCCACGCUUUGAGAGAGAAAGGCGUGGUAGGAGGUGUUCCCAUGGUUACCACAGAGGACCGUGGACAGAUAGCACUCGCCUCACGGAGUGAAGACAUUAACCUCGGGGGAGCACCAGCAGUAUUUCAGUAUGGCAUAGAACCUGAUGUAGAUGGCUUGUACACUUCUGUUCUGAUCCCUCCCGCCCACCCUGAUCAGGCGCUGCUCGAUCCCAGAUCUACAUACGUCACAUGGGAAUCACCAAGAAAAGGACUCGUCUACAUCUUAAACAACAGCCACUUUCCCUACCUGCCUGAUAGGUCGAAGUUGAGGCGAGGGUCAGAUGUCGAUCUCCAGAACGUCAAACAUGUAUUUUCUCAGCUCGGCUUCGAACCACUGGUUCAUCAAAAUCUCUCCAGGGUGGAGAUUCUCAGUACACUUGACGAGACUGUUAAUCGGAUCAACGCAGAGGGCGACGCUCACAGUUCAUUCUGCUUGUUCUUCAUGAGUCAUGGCAAUUGGGAAGGCGUCUCGGGUACGGAUGCACGCCCUGCAGACCAUCGUAUCGUCACCAGAGACGAGAUUAAGGCCAAGCUUACUGGUCGAAGAUGUAAAGCUCUUCUUGGGAAACCGAAGCUUAUUUUCAUCCAAGCUUGCAGAGGAAAUGCAUUUACUCGUAAUGCUGAUGAGCUUGACGCCAUCGGGAAGUCAACGACAGAGGUCCAGGACGAAGAACCUCCCUUCGAGAUGGACUACGUAUCAGCGACACAACCACUGCGGAGCAAGGAACAACCUUUCGAAGUGGAUUUCGUACCACGGGUCACUCCGACUCCGUCACCUACCAUCGAGCUGGAUUCCCUGGACAGUCCUUUCGGUACAGUCGACUUGGAUGUUGAUGGGGGUGGAGAGCUGCCUAAUAACUCUGAUAUAUUUGUGGCCAAUGCAACCUCGAACGGGUACUACUCAAUCCGGAUGCGGAGGGAAGGGUCAUGGUUUAUUCAAGCCAUCUCAGAGGUCUUUCUAGCGCAUGCACACGAAGAUGAUCUUAAUGAACUAAUGAGGAAGGUGACCUGCCUUGUGACCGAGAGCUACCGGUCACAGUUCUCGGAUGAGGUGACGAAUCGUCCUUUUGAGGUGCGUCAGACUCCCGCAUACGAGUGUCAAGGGAUGCGAAGACGAUUUUACUUUCUGCCCAAGUAUCCAUAACAUAGCAGCGUCAUCCUUUUUAAACUUGCACACGAGGCUGCUGACGUAGAGCUGCGUCAGGUCAGAGAUUGGUGCGACCUUUGUGUGAGAGUAAAAUCAAACAUAAGUGAAAUAAAUAUGAACAUUGCAAAUAAUUGACUUGCAAUACUGGCGUAUGCGCUAAUUGCCGUCAUUGCGGCUAGAUUGGCGCAGGAAAUAACCCAAUCGAAAUGACGCCUUGUGUACAAUGGGCAUUUACAGGAGAUAAAACAAAUAACCGUGUUUCUCUUGAAACAAAAUGACAAAUGGUGUUUCAGUGCUGAUUUGGAAAUAUAUAAUAAUAAUAAUAAUCCGUUUUUUUAUAUGGCGCUCAAUACACCGACCCAACGAUGUGCCUAAGAUCUUUACAGAUAUAUAUUUGUUUCUAGUAAUUCUGAGGCUCUUGCUUGAUAACUCGUCUACGCUCAACUGCCACGAUGUAACUAUAACAAAAUUACCGUGUUCAUCUUGAAACAAAUGACAUUGUCGUAGCUACAGGGGAUGGGGGACGUGCCCCUCCCGAAAUAAAUGGCGAACAGUUAUAUCUAAAAAAUAAAGGUAAAGGUCGAAAUGAGAUGAAAGAACUCACUCCUAUAAUCGACGGCUCUGAAAAUGGGCAAUCUUAAGACGGCACUAUCACAAAAAUAUAAAAGAAAAACGAACAAACUAAAACUGAAAGUAUAACCCCAUGCACAGCUGGAAAGCAUAAUGCUUUUGGAGAGUCGAAUGACGAAUGAAGCAUAAAUAAAUGAUAAUUUAAUUUGAAAGUUAUAGGCAUCUUUUCCAUUCUGAUAUAUUCUAAACAUAUAAGUAUAUGUUGAUCAUUAUCAUGAUUAAUACAAUUUUCUACGCUGUAUGAUGUUUUGUGCUUUGUUGUAUGAAACUAAUGAUAUUUGUGUUGGGUUAUGGAUUUGGUUUUUUUUCCAAGUUCUUUUUUAUCACUAUUUUGUAAAUUUGUUAUUUGUGCUAUGGGUUCACCCGUAAACCUGUAGCCGCUUGCUUUACAGGGUACUGUUUCAUACUUAAUUUCUCGAUAUGUUCAAAGAUUUCAUGAAAGAAAGAAAUUGAAUGGAAGUGUCUCUCUUUCCACUUUCCAUCAAUCUUUCUUCUCCGUUCACCCCUCAAAGGCUCAAACUGUCACAAAUGCAUUUAUGUGGACGAGUUGACUUUAAAGUAUUAACUUAUAUAUAAUUACCCCUAUUACAAUAAUGGUUCUCUGCCUGUAUCUGUUAUAGCUGUGAUAUAUCUCCACAGUUAAAGUCCGUUUGUAAGAAAUUAUUUAUUAUUAAUGUCAAGGACUAUGUAUAUUUCUAUACUAAAUAUUUUUUCCGUUUCUACAUACGGUAUACCAUUUAAUGUUACAGUAUUUGCAAU